AUGAGGACGAGCAUCCUGUUGUCUCUACUUUUCAUUUUAAGGUUCGGGGAGGCUGGUUGGCCGUCUUGUCUUGGCGGGUGCAUGCAGAGAGAGGAGGAGAACGAGGCGAUCGCUUCCGGUCAUUUAGGGCCACCGCCGGGCAUUAUUUCAGUAACUUUGGACCUUGAAAACCCAAACAGGUGCGAGAUACAUGUGCAGGAGAAGAAAAAGGGCAAAGUCAAGCAGAAGGACUACUUUCCAAGAAAGUGCUACAGAAUAACUUCUGUAACUUGUGGAACUCAAGUACUCUGGAGGAUUGGUGAAACGGAAGAGGAAAAGUGCCAGUUUGUAGAGAGAUACAUCAAGAAGAACACGGAAAUCGUCACUUUAAACAUCGCCAAAGGAAGGGAGUUUGAACCGCUCUGCUUCGAAAGAACAGCCUCUGGAUGGAUUUCCAUGAAUAUUCGGCAGUUUUUCGAUAAACUCGGAGGCUUAAGAUGUGGUGAUGAUGAUGAGCAACCCGACUGUAAGGGGGAUGAAGGAAUGCGAACGGAGUAA
This is a messenger RNA of Theileria equi strain WA, 537 nucleotides long. Its product is annotated as signal peptide containing protein. Bases 1 to 537 code for a protein of 178 amino acids. Lineage: Eukaryota; Apicomplexa; Aconoidasida; Piroplasmida; Theileriidae. The record is from RefSeq and is a predicted model, not a curated record. The transcript has a single exon.